CGAAGAUCAGGUCACCAAAGCAGAAGCUUUAUUUGUCAGUUUUGUUGCCGAACACAAUUUAGCCUUUACAGUUGCUGAUCACUUCACUACCCUAUGUAAAGAAAUGUUCCCAGACUCGCAGAUAGCUAAGAAAUUCAGAUGCCAAAGAACAAAAACAACCCACAUAUUGAAUGAAGCCAUGGCCCCCUCACAGAAAAAUCGAGUAGCAGAGAUAUGUCGUACUAAUAAAUUUUCUAUCAUGAUGGAUGAAUCCAAUGACAGUGGAGACAAUAAGAGUGUAGCAAUCCUAGUUAGGGUCCUUGAUCGCAGUGUUCACAGGAUAACAACACGAUUCCUAGCAAUGCCAAUAUGUAAUAUUGGUACUGGGGUGAACUUAUUCAGCUGCCUUGAGCAGGUUUUGUUGGAUCAGAAUAUACCAUGGCAGCAAUGCAUUGGGUAUGGGUCUGACAACGCUAGUGUCAUGGUUGGCCGUCACAACUCGGUCCUAUCUCGUAUUCGUGAGAAGCAACCUGAUGUGUACGAUAUGGGCUGUGUAUGCCAUUUAGCCAACACUUGUGUACAGUAUGGGCUAAAGAAACUGGGUGUUCCAGUAGAAGAUCUCCUUGUUGAUGUAUUCUUUCACUUUCAUCAUAGUUCCAAACGGAAAGAGGAGUACAAAGAUUUCCAGAUGUUCACCGAUACAGAACCUGCCAAGAUCAUCAAGCACUGCUCUACAAGGUGGUUGUCUUUACAGAAAUGUGUCAGUAGACUCCUACAGCAAUGGCCAGCCUUAAAGUCCUAUUUCAGCAGCCAUAAUGAUUGCGAGACAACUGGCUCCCGAGUGCAGAGAUGUUAUCAACGCCUAAAUGACCCUAUGUUUGAGCUAACAUACCAUUUCCUUACCUUCAUAAUGGAACCAAUGAAUGAUUUCAACACUGCUUUUCAGGCUAAUGAGUCUAAGAUUGGAUUCUUACAUGUAGAGAUGAUGAGGCUUCUACGCAAGUUCAUGGGCAAAUUUGUGUUAACAAAGGUCAUUACUGCUUCUAAGAUUACAGAGGUAGACUUCAGAAAUCCAUCCAAUCAACACCAAGAUGAUGACCUAGCUGUUGGUAUGGGAACCAGGUCAUACUUACAUGACAACCCUGACAUUUGUCCAGUAGUGUUGAACAAAUUUUUCAGGUCAGUCCGUGAUUUCUACACAGAGGUUACAGAAAAAAUGAUAAAGAAAUUCCCCUUAGAAGAUACCACUUUGAAAGAUCUUGGAUUUGUCAAUCCCUGUUUAAGACAGAAUAUUUCCGGUGAAGCAGUGUUGAGGCUUGCCAAGAGAUUUCAGUGUAACCAUGAAGAAGAUCAGCUGCUUGAUGAAUUCCUGGACUAUCAACUAACACCAAAUGAGGAGCUGCCUAACUUCAGUCCAGAUGAAACCAGACUUGACACUUACUGGCUAGAAAUGGAGGGGAUGUUGUUAUUAGAUGGACAGAAGAGAUUUAAGAAUCUGCCAGUUGUUGCUUUGGCAGCCCUAUCACUUCCCCACAGCAAUGCUGACCCUGAAAGGUGUUUCUCCAUGGUUAGAAAAAUCCAAACAGAUCACAGAGACAAUCUCUCCAACAAAACAUUAAACUCCCUGCUAUGCAUGAAAUUAAAUUCUGAUUCAGAGUGUUACAACAUGGACAUGAACAAAGAAAUGAUAAGUGCUGUCAAAAAAGCAUGCAUGACAUAUAAAGACAGUUGUAAUAGUGGAAAGUGUGUCAGUGAAAGCUGAAUAAAUAACAUAAACAUCAAAACACAAGUUCAGUGAAAAAAAAACAUGUAUGUUUUCCAAAGAAAGUUUUUUAAUGAUAAAAGUGGGUUGAUAAUGAAAUAUCAUGCAAAAUAAAAUGUUUUUUAAAGAAUUUGUAGUUAAUGCUUUUAAUUAUUGUGUGUUAAGACCUUCCUGUACGCAAAAAGUCCUGUUUCCGAAAAUCUCCCUCCCAACAGACUCAAUCUACCUACUUUUAGGGUCAAAUCUCCCUACUUGGCACCAGAGAAAGUUCACA
Messenger RNA from Ruditapes philippinarum (Manila clam), 2015 nucleotides. RefSeq lists its product as uncharacterized. Lineage: Eukaryota; Metazoa; Mollusca; Bivalvia; Venerida; Veneridae. The coding region runs from base 104 to 1741 and encodes 545 amino acids. Gene Ontology annotation, molecular function: protein dimerization activity. The transcript is spliced from 6 exons. The record is from RefSeq and is a predicted model, not a curated record.